Paramecium sonneborni is the source of this 4366-nucleotide messenger RNA. The record is from the annotation of a GenBank genome assembly. Lineage: Eukaryota; Ciliophora; Oligohymenophorea; Peniculida; Parameciidae.
AUGAAAGUAGGAUUGUUAAUUCAAUUAAGAAAAAUUAAAAACUAAACAUAAUAUUUAUUGCUACUUUUAAUAAUCACAGCCAAUACAAUUACAUAUACAGAAAUAAACUUAUUGUUUUAUUAACUUUUUAAUCCUUUUUCUAAUCAUACCAAUACUCUUUUUAUAGUAACUAAUUAAUAUAUUAUUAAAGAAAUUGUGUCUAAACAAAUUUCAUAUAAAAUAUUCAGAUUUUGUUACCCUUCUUAUAUUAUUUUGAGAUUAUUCUCAAUUGUUUUUAUUAACUUUGAUUAUACAAUAUUAGAAAGCAUUAUAAUUAUUUUAGUUUUUGUAUUUGCUAUUUUGGGUGAUGAAUAAUCUAUUAUCUCAGCAAAAAUUCGUUUGUCUUUACAAUUAAAUGAUGAAGAUUAAACAGAUAGAUAUAUGCAUUCUUUAAAAUAAUCAAAAUUUAAAAAUAUUAGAUAAAAUGGAUCAAGUCAUUAAUUUUUUAAUGAAUAAUCUAGAGAAAAGGAUAAAAUGAGAAGUCCAAGUAUACUUUCCAAUAAAAAUUAAUCAUAUAAUGAUUUACUUUCAAUAGUGAAAAAAAAAGAAUCAAUUGAUAUUGAUAAAUCUGAAUCUCAAUACCUAAUAUCAAAAUAUAAAAUAUUGCAAUUAAUUCCAGAUGGUAUAAUUAUUUUAAAUAAAUCAUAAAAACUACAUUUUGUGAAUAAAAAAUGCUUAAAGUUGUUAUAAUGCAAGAAUGAAGAAUUAAUACUGCCAAAACUUAAAGAUUGUUUAAGAAAUUAAUUUAUAAAUUUGGAUAAUUCCUAAUAACCUUAAUAGAGUUAAAAUAACAGAAAAAUCGAAAUGAAUCAAUAAACCUUAGAAGAAAUAAUAAAAAAAGCUCAAUAGAAUAAAGUUUAAUUAGAUAUUUUUGAUGUUCUUCUAAAUCAAACUAAAUAUUUAAUGAAAUAUAUUCAUCUUCAGGGAAGUUAAGAUGGAGAAAAAAGUAGUAUUGAAGAAUCUCCAGUAUCACAAAACUAUUAAAAUUAAUUUAGUUUUAAUCUUUCUUUAGAAUCUAAUAAAUCUUUGAAACUUAAAAUAAUUCAAAUUAAUAUGAUAAAUUAAUUAAUAGAUUCCUUUAUUCAAAAUGAUGUUUAAAUGUUUGGAGAUUAAAUAAAUCAACCUAUAUUGUUACUUAUAUUAAAAGAUGUCACUUACAAACAUAAAUUCUCAAAAGUUGAACUUAAAAAUUAAUAAUUUUGUAGACUUAUUAAAAAACAAUUAUUUUAAUUGCGAACACCUCUUAAUUUAAAUUAAUAAUAUUUAAGGAUUGUUAAUGACAAUUAGAAGGAAGAAUAAGAAAUUUCAGAAUAAUUAGAUUUGCUUAAAUGUUCAACUUCAUUGUUAUAAUAUUCAAUGAAUAAUAUUUUGGAUUUUUUAUCAUAUCAACUUAAUGAAUUCGCUUAUUUUUUUUGUAGAUUUUCAAUCAAUGAAUUAAUAAGUGAGAUAGAAUAAGUGUUUAUUCCAUAUAUAUUUUAAAAGAAGAUAUAAUUUUAAAUUAGAAUUUAAUCAAGUUUAUCUGAAAAAUAUGUAAAUUCUGAUAAAUUAAGAAUUAUAUAAGUUUUGCUAAAUAUUCUUAAUCAUCAAUGUAAUAAUAUUAUAUAAGGUGGAGAGAUUAAUCUUACUUUUCAAGCUCUGGAUGAUUUUACAAUAUAAGUAGUUGUUGAAAACAAUUCUAUACAAACCAAUCGUAAGAAAUAAUUUUCGUUUAACUAAAUAAUGUUGAAAAAUCAAGACAGUGAUAGUUGUAAUGAUAUAAUUACACAUCCAGAACUAGGUUUUGGAUUAAGUUUAGCAGCAAGAUUAACAACUGGAUUUGUUGAAGAAAAUAAUAAUAAUUUCGAAAUUUUAUCUAAUUCUAUUGAUGGUAGCAGUAUAUGCUUUUUAAUUUAAGAUCAAAUGUUAUAAAAGGAGUAGGAGUAAACUAGAAAUUAAUCAAAUACAGGUCGUUUUCUGGCUAGAAACAAAUCUUAAUAAUAAGAAGAUAACUUUAUUAUAAAAAAAUAUUGUUAUUAGGAUAAUACUAAUCAAUAUGAGAAUUCAGAAAAAUUUGUAUAAAAAUCUGAAGGUAUUAAAUCAUAUGAAAGUCCAAAUAUAGUUGAGGAUUUCAGUGAACGCAUAAUUAUACCUUAAUCUAACUAUUUUUAAUUCAAAUCUAUAGAAAGUCCUGGAUAAUUGAUAAUUAAUAAAACAUUUUCUUUUAAAGUAUCCACUUUAUAAUUACAUGAAUGCAAUACUACAUGCAAAAAGAUAUUAAUAGUUGAGGAUUAGAUUUUUAAUUAAAUAGCUUUAAAAGCAAUUUUAGGUCAUUUUGCAAUUUAAUGUGAUUAGGCAUAUGAUGGUUAUUAGGCAAUAUAAAGAGUAAAAGAAAAACUUUAAACUACUUGUUAAUUCUAUGAUAUCAUUUUUAUGGACAUAGAAUUACCAGGAUUGAAUGGAUUUGAAACUUCGAAAGAAGUAAGUUAAAUUGAAUAAAUAUUUAGAUAAUUUCAAUGGGAUGCAAGAAGACAGCUAUUGUGAUAUGUUCAGCUUACGAUACAAAGGAUAAUUUAAUGUAAUUUGAUCAUUCUGGGUUAUGCGAUUAUUUACAAAAACCAAUACUUUAAAUUGAACUACUCUAAAUUCUCAAAAAAUAUUAAUUAGUUAAAUGAUUAUUGUUUUAUUAUGUCUAAUUACAUUCGGUAAUUCAAUUGAGAUAUAUGUAAAUACGAUAAGACCCAAAGAUAAUCCUUCAGAGACAUAUACAUAUUAUUAAUUACCAUAUUGUAAACCAAAUGAAGUAGGAGAAGUGAUUGAAACUUUGGGAUAAUCAUUAUCUGGUGAUUAGUAGAUGACAUCUGUAUAUAAGUUUAUUUCAACAGAGAAGAUAGAAAAUAAAUAAGUAUGUUAAAAAAAUGUAACUAAAGUGGAAAUAUAGUAAUGGAUAAAUGCUAUAGAUCAAGAUUACAUAGUGGAAUUUUAUGUUGGUGAUUUUAUGAUGCAUGAUGUAGUGGGAAUAUUCAAUGGGCAAUAUUAUCUAAAGAAUAGAAUCACAUUUAAUUUAUAUGUAUUGAAAGAUAACACAUUAAUGUAUGCUAAUAUAACAAAAAGUGAUGGAGAUUUUAUAUCAAUAAAUUCAUAAGAUGAUGGGAUAGAAAUUGCAUUUUAUUUUACUGUAUAAAUAAAAUAGUAUAAUGAAUUGAUGAAUUCUCAUGAUCAUAGUGUUAAAUGGCAUUUAUUAAUAUUUAAAAGCAUAAUUAUUUUCAUUUUAGCCAUCAUAGUCACUCAAGUAUUGAAGAGAUCAAUAUUGAGUGAUUAUAAUAAUAUUCCAGAUGAAGAAAAUGAAAUAGAACCAUAAGGAUGGAAAACUAUUAAGAUAGAAUCAUUAAUGCCUCCAACUAAUCGUAUAGUGUUUUCUGCUUUACUUGGAACAGGAAUACAUUUUUUAAUAACAAUUUUAAUAUUGUUUAUUUUGGGAUCUUUUUCGUUAUUUGAAACUCAUAAGGGAUCAAUAAAAUCAGCAGGAAUAAUCAUAUACAGUUUUGGCGGAUGUAAGUAGAUUAAUGAUUCAAUAUUAUAGCAAUUAAUGGUUACUAUUGUGGGAAGUUUUAUAAAUUUUUUGGAGGAAAGAGUUGGCUAUUAAAUUUAUUUAUAACAGCAGUACUUUUUCCUGCAUCUGCAAUUUCAAUUCUAUUUUUAAUAGAUGUACUUUCCUAUUUAUUUGGUACAACAUCUACUUUCUCAUUUACAGCAUUAUUUUCUGUAGGAUUUAUUCUUACUCUGGUAUACCUGCCAUUAACACUAAUAGGAGGAGUCUCAGGUAGGUUAAGAACAAUAGAUGAAUAGUUUGAAAAAAGAUUGAAGAAGAAACUUUUAAUUUCAAAUUAUUACUUUCUCACUAAAGGAUGUUUAUAUGCAAUCAUACCUUUUAUGUAUAUAUAAUUAAUAUAUUUAUAGAUCAAUAAUAAUGGAAUUAUAUUACAUCUUAGAAAGUACAUGGAGUGAUCAACUAUUUGAAUAGUACACAUUAUUAAUCUUUUCUUAUAUUCAAUUAUUGAUUAUUGUUGGUUGUUUAUCUAUCAUCUAAACUUAUCAAUAGUUGAAUUAAGGUAAUUACAAUUGGUAAUGGAUAUCAUUUCUUAAUGGAGGAUAAUGUAUUAUUUACAUAUUUGGAUUUAUUUUUUGCUAUUAUUAUUUUGUUAACAUGCAUGGAUUCUUCUAGUUUUUAUUCUAUUUUUCAGAAAGCAUCUUGGCAUGUUUUGUUUUAUGGCUCAUGUUGGGAUUUGUGAGUUAUUGGACAUCAUUAAAAUUUGUGAUUUAUAUUUAUUCAUAAAAUAAAUUCUAAUGA